Aspergillus versicolor CBS 583.65 is the source of this 2030-nucleotide messenger RNA. Its product is annotated as serine/threonine-protein phosphatase. The record is from RefSeq and is a predicted model, not a curated record. The coding region runs from base 349 to 1623 and encodes 424 amino acids. Gene Ontology annotation, biological process: double-strand break repair via homologous recombination; peptidyl-serine dephosphorylation. Gene Ontology annotation, cellular component: cytoplasm; nucleus. NCBI's taxonomy places the organism in Eukaryota, Fungi, Ascomycota, Eurotiomycetes, Eurotiales, Aspergillaceae. The transcript is spliced from 3 exons. Gene Ontology annotation, molecular function: protein serine/threonine phosphatase activity.
GUCAAAAUGCCUUCCGCCCAGCAGAACGCGACACACUCUGCCCGGACACCUGAGGCGCGCAACGCAGCCAACUCCUCAUCAGCAGAAUCUUCGUCGCCUCUUUGCAGGUAACCCCCCUGCUUUUCACUCUCGUUCUCUCUGGAUUCACUGCACAGAGGCUCUCAGAUGAGAAGAAAAUGAUUGUCUCGUUUCCACACUCAUAGUGGACCAUUCUUUUCUAUCCGGAGCUCCAAAACGCUAUCUCCCCGCCGACCUCUCCUCCAGAGCUCAGGACCCACAGAUAAACCUUCCCUUAAGCCUAGCUGUCGUCGUAGAAUCACUCCAGUGCCUCGCUAGUGCUGUGUUAAUAUGAGUGAUCUUGAUAGGGCGAUCGCCCAACUGCGCGCCUGUCGCUUAAUCCCCGAGGCCCAAGUCCGUGAGCUCUGCUACAAGGCGCGAGAACUUCUAAUCGAAGAAGGGAAUGUGGUUUGCGUUGACGCACCAGUUACGAUAUGCGGGGAUAUCCAUGGCCAAUUUCACGAUCUGAUGGAACUUUUCCGCGUGGGCGGAGAUGUUCCUGACACAAAUUACCUAUUUAUGGGCGACUUCGUCGACCGCGGUUUCUACUCGCUUGAGUCAUUUCUUCUCCUACUCUGUCUUAAAGUCCGUUAUCCCGAUCGCAUGACUUUGAUUCGUGGGAAUCAUGAAUCUAGACAGAUCACAACAGUCUACGGGUUUUACGACGAGUGUAUUCGCAAGUACGGGAGUGCCAACGUAUGGAGGUAUUGCUGUGAGGUGUUUGACUAUCUAGCACUGGGGGCCUUGGUCCUUGGGGCUAGUUCGGAGUUGCAACCGUCAGGGCCAGUUUACAACGACACUACUCAAUCGACCAUGUCAGCCCCCGUCAAUAGCGAACUUGAGACUGAGGUGCUGAACUCCAGGGGCGACGUCACCAUGAGCACUUAUAGACCAAGACAGAGGACCUCGUUAGACAAUGGCCACACAACACCAACCAAAGACCAGGCGCCCAUGAGGUCUGGCGCUCCUGGAACAGGCGCCUCUGGCAGUGGGGCAGGCAGUUAUGACAGCAGAACAGGGGCGGUGCUGUGUGUUCAUGGCGGACUUUCGCCACUCAUUGAUACUGUCGAUAAGAUACGUCUUAUUGACAGGAAACAAGAAGUCCCCCAUGAAGGCGCCAUGUGCGAUCUCCUUUGGUCAGAUCCCGACGAAAUCGACGGUUGGGGUCUAAGUCCUCGCGGUGCUGGCUUCUUAUUUGGUGCUGAUAUUGUGAAACAAUUUAACUACAAGAACGACCUUUCACUCAUUGCCCGUGCUCAUCAGCUUGUGAUGGAAGGCUACAAAGAGAUGUUUGACGGCGGGAUCGUCACAGUCUGGUCAGCCCCCAAUUAUUGCUACCGAUGCGGAAAUGUCGCCGCCAUCCUGGAGCUAGGCGAGGAUACCAGCAAUGGAGGUACGGUUACUCGAAGUAAUGGAGAUUACGGAAGAAGCAACGGUAUCUUGACUAGUGCCGUGGACAAGCCAGCUCUACGUAGCCCUGGAAGGAGAUACCGUGUCUUCGAAGCGGCUGCGCAGGAUACAAGAGGCAUGCCUGCGAAGAAACCAGUUGCUGAUUAUUUUCUGUGAUACCACACAACCGUACUUCUGUUUCCUUGGCUUCCUCCCAAAAGCCAACUUCUCAUACCCCCCUACUAUAUAUGUUGGCUCCUUAUUUUCAUCUUCCGUGAUUUUCUUAUCGUCCAUUACGGACCUUCUCCCCAGGUCCAUCUUCCUCCUACCAUAUUUCCUCGGUCUAUUGAACCGACUUUCCAAUUGAUGACGACAUUAGAUAUGUAAGCUUUUCCAAGCAUAUGUUUUUAAAGGAACGAAAUGGGAGUUUUAUUUUGCAUUGCCACGUAUGAUCUUCAAUCUAUCUUGAUUGUGUACGCAGGGGCGUCCUCCGUGUCACAGUAAUAUAAGCUAGGAAAGUGCGGUUGGUGCAAGAUCGAACCACCGCGUAAGACAUCCCUCCAUGGUAUAAAUCAGAAUCCCUU